Messenger RNA from Dendrobium catenatum, 2441 nucleotides. RefSeq names its product cation/H(+) antiporter 19-like. Gene Ontology annotation, biological process: proton transmembrane transport; regulation of pH. The transcript is spliced from 3 exons. Gene Ontology annotation, molecular function: antiporter activity. Bases 24 to 2417 code for a protein of 797 amino acids. The record is from RefSeq and is a predicted model, not a curated record. NCBI's taxonomy places the organism in Eukaryota, Viridiplantae, Streptophyta, Magnoliopsida, Asparagales, Orchidaceae. Gene Ontology annotation, cellular component: membrane; endomembrane system.
CGAAUUCGACAUGUCUGCAACCGAUGAAGGCGACCUCGAACGGGUUUUUCCAAGGUGACAGCCCGGUCGAAUUCGCGUUGCCGCUAGCGAUCCUUCAGAUCUGCCUCGUCGUCGUCCUCACGCGAACCCUAGCCUUCCUCCUCCGCCCUCUCCACCAGCCCCGCGUCAUCGCUGAAGUCAUUGGUGGCAUUCUGUUAGGGCCGUCGGCGCUGGGCCGCAACAAAGCGUUCCUGAAUGCCAUAUUCCCCAAGCAGAGCUUGACAGUGCUCGACACGCUUGCCAACAUCGGCCUGCUCUUUUUUCUCUUCCUGGUGGGUCUCGAGAUCGACCUCAACUCCCUCCGCCGCACCGGCAAGAGUGCACUGUCCAUCGCCGUCGCUGGCAUUUCCCUGCCUUUCCUCCUUGGCAUCGGCACGUCUGUGGUCCUCCGCAACACCAUAGCCGACGGCGUUCGCGGCGCCCCUUUCCUUGUCUUCAUGGGCGUCGCUCUGUCCAUUACCGCCUUCCCUGUACUAGCUCGCAUCCUUGCCGAGCUCAAGCUUCUCACCACCGACCUAGGCCGCAUGGCCAUGUCCGCCGCUGCUGUCAACGACGUCGCCGCCUGGAUCCUCCUCGCUCUCGCCAUUGCCCUUUCAGGCUCUCGCUCACCCCUUGUCUCCCUUUGGGUACUCCUCACCGCCGCUGCCUUUGUCGCAAUCGCAGCCUUCAUCCUUCGCCCUCUUCUCGCGCGGAUGGCUCGUCACUCACUGGAAGGCGAACCGGUUAAGGAAGUCUAUAUAUGCGCCACCCUCACCACUGUCCUCGCCGCCGGCUUCAUUACCGACACCAUCGGCAUCCAUGCCCUCUUCGGGGCCUUUGUGGUGGGCAUUGUAAUGCCCAAGGAAGGUCCUUUCGCUGGUAUCCUUAUCGAGAAAGUCGAAGACCUCAUCUCUGGCCUCUUUCUACCCCUCUACUUCGUCUCCAGCGGCCUCAAAACUAACGUCGCCACCAUAAGCAACGGCACCUCCUGGGCGCUUCUCGUUCUAGUUAUCUUCAACGCCUGUCUGGGCAAGAUCGGUGGCACCAUCCUCGCUUCCCUCAUUAUGAAAGUCCCCAUUCGCGAGGCCCUCACCCUCGGGUUCCUCAUGAACACCAAAGGCCUCGUUGAACUCAUCGUCCUGAACAUCGGAAAAGAUCGCAAGGUUUUAAAUGACGAGACAUUUGCGAUCAUGGUAAUGAUGGCUCUGUUCACGACGUUCAUAACGACGCCGAUUGUGAUGGGGAUAUACAAGCCGGCGAGGAAGGCGGCUCCAUACAAGCAUCGAAAAAUCGAGCGUGCCGACACGGAGAGCGAGUUGCGGAUCCUCGCCUGCUUUCACGGCAGCCGCAACAUCCCGACCCUCAUCAACCUCAUCGAAUCCUCCCGUGGCACCCGCCGCCGUGGCGUUACUGUCUACGCCAUGCACCUCAUGGAGCUCUCGGAGCGCCCAUCCGCAAUCUUUAUGGUCCACAAAGCCCGUCGCAACGGCCUCCCCUUCUGGAACAAAAAGAAGGAGAGCGCAAUCGGCAAUACCAACGGCGGAGACCAGCUCGUCAUCGCGUUCCAAGCCUACCAGCAGCUCAGCCACGUCACCGUCCGGCCCAUGACCGCCAUUUCUGACCUCCACACCAUCCACGAGGACGUGGUCACCAGCGCCCAUCAAAAGCGUGCGGCUCUAAUCCUGCUUCCCUUUCACAAGGCCCUGCUGGUUGACGGCUUUAUGGAAUCCAUUGGCAACGAAUACCAACACGUGAACCAGCGAGUCCUCCACUACGCCCCUUGCUCCGUUGCCAUCCUCGUUGACCGAGGCCUUGGCGGCUCCACCCAGGUGUCCGCCAGCGAGGUUUCCUACUCCGUCACCGUUCUGUUCUUUGGCGGUUCGGACGACCGGGAAGCCCUCGCCUACGGCCUCCGCAUGGCUGAGCACCCCGGAAUCAUCCUCACUGUACUCUGCUUCGUCCAACCACCUGGAAGCCCCUCCUUCAUUAACAUUCAGAUGGGCACAGACCAGCUGUCCAAUGAUAAUGAAUGCAUUGCCCGAUUGCGGGAGAGGGUGGCGGCAAGCACCAACGGAUCGGUCAGGUUUGAAGAGAAAGUGGCAGGAAAGAAGGAGGAAAUCGUAUCAGUCAUCAAGGGGGUGGGGAGAUGCAAUCUGUUUCUAGUUGGGCAGAGGGCGCCGGUGAUGCCCCUCGCUGACCGGAUCGACUGCCCGGAGCUCGGCCCUGUGGGGAGUUUCAUGGCAGCCUCUAACUCGACCGCCGCAUCCGUGCUGGUCAUCAGGCAGCACGAUCCCUCUGCGAUGACGACUCCCCUGGUAGAAGAGGUGGCCGAAGACGCCCUUUCGCCGGAUACCCCACACGCCGGUGGCUCCGGCCACGACGAAUUUAAUCCGCUUUGACUGCGCAACAUUAUAUGCCGUUUC